AUGGCGCCCCUCCCGCAUCCUGUGCUAUCAUGGUAUUCAGGAAUAAGCGCGAAAUACCUCGAUCUCAUUGGUGAUUUGGGCGUCGAGCGCUACUUCAUCGAAGGCGAUUCAUUGCUCUUGGAGUGCUUCAGCAAUCAGCAGCUAGACUUCAACCCUGGCUUCCAGAUCCUUCACGCUGUCUGGCUUGUCGAAAAAUAUCUGUCCAACCUCAUCCGACGUAAUGACAAUGUCCACAUCAUAUUCUUCGACCGCCAUGCCGACUACUGUGUUCCUCCAAAUGUUCGCAAUCCGACGAAAUAUCUCCUAGCACGGUCGGUCCUAAUCCAACAUCUCAAAAGCCACGCACAACAAAUCAAAGUCCUCUGCUUUCCGCACCUCGAGAGUCAUGGCUUCGAAGAAUAUCUAUUACAGACUGGGUGCUACUUUGCCAUGUGCUCCGACGGAGCUUCUUACGCGUACUCGAAAGCCAAUAGCGCUCAGCUGGCUGAACACGAGUUCUCCUCGCAUGCUUCCGAUCACGAAUUGAAGCGUCAAGCUGGUCUGCGGAGCAUAAUUCUCAGCUUGAGCCUCAAGAAGGUCGAUGUUGCACUACUCAAUGGCCUGACAUGGCAAGACAGCAAGAUCUUCGCGUUCGUCAUCGAGCGGCGCCCAGCAAGCCCAGCGGCGAUCGCUUCUGCGCUGACGGUACCUGCAAAGCCUGAUGCUACGGCUGGAGAGGCUGUCGUUGGCAUGUCCGUUGCGGAUGACUUAGUAUCGAGACCCCUACGAAUGCGCUUGAUUCUUGCGGCGAUCGCUUCUUCCGGCAAAGCACUCUAUCGAUCCCCAUACCUCCUGCCAACGCUCAUCCAUGCGGCAUACCUCGAUAUCCUGCCAAUCACUGCUCGUCGCUAUGCGGGUCUGGAGUUCAGACAGGAUGAAGAGGACAGCGUCGACGAGUACCUGACACAGCUAAUUGCGGCGAUUCGGCAGCAGCUCGCUUCAGAGAGCUUCAAAGUCGAUGCUACCGUUGUCGAUCUUCUGGAUGGACGAUUGUUUCGCACGAUUCUCUGCAAUCCCGGUGGCGCUCUGGCUGGCUUGCCUUCCGACCGAGCAGAAGAUGUCAAGCACCUUCUCGUACGACUCGGAAGCCCCCUGGCCCAAAUCUCGACAAAGGGCAAAUUUCCGUUGAAGCGGAGCUCUGACGAGCAUCCUUCUAUCGACUCUCGAGUACUCCCAUUCUCCCAUCCUGCCUUUGAUGCUCAUCUGGCGCCGAUACACGUCGAGACAGAUGUCGACAAGGUAGUUUAUAGCGGCAAGCUCUCUCUCGAACUGACCCACUGGCACUCGUCAAAGAAGAAGCUUGUCCAACAUGAUCUGAAGCCCGCAGAUCCUUGGCUGGACAGAAAGAUUAGACGACAAGAACAACGUGCUAUGGCCCAGCUGACAGAUUACGCUGCUUCUUUGACCGGAGGGCCUCUCAAUGCGCAGUCGAAGAAAGCCGGCAAGAAAUCAUCGGCUCAGGAGGCGAAGCCAAAGUCUGCGAAGGCACUCGCUAUCAUUGAUCGCAACAAAGAUCGCCUAGCUUCCCAGAAAGCUUCCAAAGACACGAAGAAGCCGACCAAAGCUACGACACGUGCGAGGCAGCGAUCCAUUAGCGACGUGCUGAGAUACGACGGUCCCAGUCUGGAUAGGAGCAUGGACGCACGAGACGAUCCUCGCGUGCCGUUCAAGCCCGAUGGCUGGCAAAUCAAGGUUCUCGAUGAACUAGAUGCGGGUCAUUCCUUGCUCGUGGUUGCACCAACAAGCUCCGGAAAGACGUACAUUGCUUUCUAUGCAAUGGAGAAGGUCCUUCGCGCAAGUGACGACGAUGUUUUGAUCUAUGUGGCGCCCACCAAAGCUUUGGUCAACCAGAUUGCGGCUGAAGUCAAGGCCAAGUACAAGAAGAACUAUUACCCAGGCUCUGGAAAAUCAUGCGUGUCGAUCUACACCCGUGACACUCGAGUCAACAAGCCUACCAAAGCCCAGAUCCUCGUCACUGUGCCACAUAUGUUGUCGGUCUUGAUGAUGUCUCCAGCGAAUAAAGAUUGGGUGCCUCGUAUCAAAAGCAUAAUCUUCGACGAAGUGCACAGCAUCUCACAGGCAGAGGACGGACUUGUCUGGGAGCAGCUAAUCAUGUCAGCGCCUUGUCAGAUCAUUGCGCUUUCGGCAACCGUCGGAAAUGUUUCAGACUUCAGCAAGUGGCUCUCAUUCGCACGAACUGGUAGUGGUCCGCCUCUCACUCUGGUCGAACACGAUCAGCGCUACUCAGACCUUCGCAAGUACAUCUUCCGAACGGAAGUGGAUAGCGUUGACCUGAGAAAUGGUAUCCCAGAGCUUCCCAAGCAUGCUUCCCUCGGCUUGGAGAACGUCCAGAGUAUGCAGAAUGUGCAUCCAAUGGCAUGCAUAAUCCGGCCAGAGCGAGGUCUUCCUCCAGAUCUUACUCUCGAAAGCCGAGACUGUUUGUCUUUGUGGGAAACCAUGAAGGAGCAUAAGGCUGUUGGAUUCGAUGUUCCGCAUCACCUGAGUCCUCCUAGCUUCUUCCCGGCUUCCGGUGUUGUGAAGGCCGACGCUGUCCGAUGGGGUGCCGCAUUGAAGGAAGCGUUCGCUGGCUGGAUGGCCAACGCCGAGUCGCCGGCCAAAGCUGUGCUAGAUAUGCUGAGCUCCAACAUCCACCAGGACCAGGACGUCGAAGAAGAACAAAUGGAGGACACAGCUGCAGACGCUCCUACAGCUGCAGACGCUCCUCGCACAAACGAAUGGAGCCUUCCGGCGAUCUUAUUUAACUACAACCGCAAGGAAUGCGAAGACAUGACGCGAGAUCUACUUGAUCAGCUCGAAGCAGCGGAAGACCAGUUCAAGUCGGUCAACUCCGAGUGGAAGGCGAAGAUGGCAAAGUAUCAGAAAAUCCAGCAAGCUCGCAACAGCCGCACAGCUUCCAAUGCAGUUACCGCCAAGUCCAAGGACAAGAAGGGAGACUCUGGAAAGCUAAGCAAAAUGGAACGCGAGCAUGCAGACUUUGAUGCACGAGAGGCGGCUACGAUGCACUUUGAUCCGGAUAAGCCUCUCGAUCAAUUCUCCUUUGCCGACAUCAAGAAAUCCGAUAGUGAACUCUUCAAGACCUCCAUUGAGCACUUCGGACGGGUGAAAAUUCCAGAGUAUCUCAUAUCUGCCUUCAACCAGGGCAUCGGUGUCCACCAUUCAGGCAUGGACAAGUAUUAUCGGCAAGCCGUCGAAAUGUUCUUCCGGAGAGGUUUCCUUACCGUCGUCAUCGCCACUGGUACACUGAGUCUGGGUAUAAAUAUGCCCACCAGAACUGUCGUAUUCGCCGGAGACUCGGUCUAUCUCAACGCACUCAACUACAGACAGGCCAGCGGUCGAGCAGGUCGUCGUGGGUUCGAUCUGCUGGGCAAUGUUGUAUUCCACAACAUGCCCACGGAACGUACUCUUCGUCUGAUGAGCUCGCGGCUGCCUGCGAUCCUGGGCCACUUUCCAAUCCCAACGCUCUUCGCUCUACGACUUUUCACUCUCCUGCAUGGCACUGAGAACGCACCGUAUGCCAUGUCGAUGGUAGAUUGUCUCCUGUCGCGGGCUCAACUGUAUCUAGAAAGCGAGGAAUUCAAGACCUCUGUGCGACACCACGUCCGGUUUUCAAUCGAGUAUUUGAGAUCUCAAGGCCUCAUCAAUGCCAAAGGACACCCGAUCAACUUUGCGUCUUGCGUUUCGCAUCUCUACUACGCCGAGAAAGGCGCACUUGCUUUCCACUCGUUGUUGAAGGAGGGCUACUUCACGAAGCUUUGUGAAGAGUACAAUACCGGCAGUGCAGAGAUGGUCCUUCGGAAGCUCAUGCUUGUUCUGGCAAAUCUAUUUGGUCGACGACCCAUGCGACAGGUCGAGCGGGAGGAUGAGAAAGAGAGAGUGGAGAAAUCUGUGACUGUCGUCUUUCUUAAGCCUCUUCCUGAGGAAGCCCAAGCAAUUCUUGUCACACAAAACGAGCAGGUAUUGGAAACCUACACUUCGUACGUUUCGACUUUCGUCGAGCAGAACUGCAAAGAUGCCGACGAUCGACUACCGCUGUCCAAGGUCCAGGUCAAGCCAUCUAUGGAGACUGAGAAAGGUGCUGCUGCGCUACAGGGCCAGUGGCCUUCCAACAAAAUGAGAUCGGCAUUCGUGUCACUGUCAGGCCAUUCCGACAACUUCGCAUCGAUCGACGACUUGUGCAACGGAGUGCGAGAAGGCGUCUUUUUGGAGAAGGCUGUCAUACCGAAUCUGGAUCUUGUUUCCAACAGAACCCAUCUGAACGCAUAUUUGUACGAUUUCUACAUCCAUGGAAGUGUCAAAGCUCUCGCUGAUGCGAAUCGUGUUCCGCGAGGAGAUGUAUGGUACCUAUUGAACGACUUCAGCAUGACUCUAGCCACAAUCAUCACCAGUUUGGAGAACUUUAUUGACCCGAAGGCUCUCUUAGACAGCGAGGAAAACAUUGAAGCAAUGGACUUAGAUGAGGAUAGCGAAUAUGAGGAGGCGGACGACGGAGACGGUGUUCCCUCGCACAAGUACGACGGCCAAAAUGACACCUCCGACUCUGACGAAGUUAAGGACUUUGAAAAGGACAUGCGCCACGUUCACCGUAUGUUCAAGGCUCUGCAGGAGGAGUUCGAGACGAGGUUCAGAAAGAUGUGGGCCUGA
Messenger RNA from Cyphellophora attinorum, 4701 nucleotides. Its product is annotated as putative helicase. Gene Ontology annotation, cellular component: cytoplasm. The transcript has 4 exons. The coding region runs from base 1 to 4701 and encodes 1566 amino acids. The record is from RefSeq and is a predicted model, not a curated record. Lineage: Eukaryota; Fungi; Ascomycota; Eurotiomycetes; Chaetothyriales; Cyphellophoraceae. Gene Ontology annotation, molecular function: ATP binding; nucleic acid binding.